Messenger RNA from Grammomys surdaster, 3592 nucleotides. RefSeq names its product CDKN2A interacting protein (gene Cdkn2aip). Lineage: Eukaryota; Metazoa; Chordata; Mammalia; Rodentia; Muridae. The transcript has 3 exons. Gene Ontology annotation, cellular component: nucleolus; nucleoplasm. The coding region runs from base 357 to 2084 and encodes 575 amino acids. The record is from RefSeq and is a predicted model, not a curated record.
CGCCCGUCCCUCAGUCGCCUCGGCCCCGCCUCAGCCGGGGCGCGCCCUCCGACCGAGGUGGGCGCAACCGCUGAGUCGCCGGCGGCUGGGCGCUGCAAAGCAUCCUGGGAGAACGCGCUCGCGCCGGAAGGUCGCGCGAGCGCGCGCCCGCGCGGCGGCGAGGUUAUAAAAGGGAGCAAGGCGGCGGCAGGCGGAAGUGGGCGGUUCGUCGGCGCCUUGUUCUGUUGUUUGGUGUUUCGGCUUCUGGAGGGGCGUUCUCGGGAGGGCCGCCGGUGCAGGCCGCGCUGACAGGGCCGCUCGUCGCUUCGCUCUAGGCGCUGUGCGCUCGUGCUCUCCUCGUCCCGCAGGUUCCCAACAUGGCGCAGGAGGUGGCCGAGUACCUGAGCCAAAACCCGCGAGUAGCCGCCUGGGUGGAGACGCUUCGCUGCGAGGGCGAGACGGACAAACACUGGCGCCACCGCCGGGAAUUUCUGCUUCGCAAUGCCGGGGACCUGGUCCCCGCGACCGAGGAGACUGCGGACGCGGAGAGCGGAACCCGCGGCCGGCAGAUCCAGCAGCUCGUCUCCUACUCCAUGGCUUGGGCAAACCAUGUCUUCCUGGGGUGCCGGUACCCUCAAAAAGUUAUGGAUAAAAUUCUUAGUAUGGCUGAAGGCAUCAAAGUGACAGAUGCUCCAAUCCAUACCACACGAGACGAACUGGUUGCCAAGGUGAAGAAAAGAGGGAUAUCGAGUAGCAAUGAAGGGGUAGAAGAGCCAUCCAAAAAACGAGCCACAGAAGGAAAAAACAAUUCUUCAGUUGAGCGAGAUCAUGGGAAAAAAUCUUCCAAAACAGAUCGUUCAGCAGCUCAGCAAGAAAACAGUUCUGUGUCCAGGGGGUCGUCCACCAAAUCAGAGGGUAGUGGGACCUCAGGUCGGAGCAGCUCCAGUGUCUCCCAUCAGAAUAGUUCCACAAGUGAUGGAGAUAGAUCUGUUUGCAGCCAAAGCAGCAGCAAUCCCUCUCAGGUAACAACAGCAGGAUCUGGAAAAGCUUCUGACCCAGAAGCUCCAGAUAAACAUGGUUCAGCAUCAUUUGUUUCUUCACUGUUGAAAUCCAGUAUGAAUAGUCAUAUGACCCAAUCCACUGAUUCCAGACAGCAAAGUGGAUCACCUAAAAAGAGUGCUUUGGAAGGUUCUUCAGUCUCAGCUUCUCAGAGCAGCUCAGAGAUUGAGGUGCCCUUGUUGGGUUCCUCUGGAAGCUCAGAAGUAGAGUUGCCAUUACUGUCUUGUAAGUCUAGUUCAGAGACAGCUUCAAGUGGGUUAACAUCCAAAACUAGUUCAGAGGCAAACAUUUCAUCAUCAGUUUCUAAAAACAGUUCCUCAUCGGGCACCUCUUUACUAACUCCCAAGAGCAGUUCAACAAAUACAUCACUGCUGACAUCCAAAAGCACUUCUCAAGUAGCUGCAUCACUGUUAGCUUCCAAAAGCAGCUCCCAGAGCAGUGGAUCUGUGGCUUCCAAAAGCACUUCCUUAGGAAGCAUGUCUCAGCUAGCUUCUAAGAGUAGUUCUCAGAGUAGCACUUCACAGUUGCCUUCUAAAAGUACCUCACAGUCCAGUGAGAGUUCUGUCAAAUUCGCUUGUCGAAAGUUAACCAAUGAAGAUAUAAAACAGAAGCAACCUUUCUUCAAUAGACUGUAUAAAACGGUGGCAUGGAAGUUAGUAGCAGUCGGUGGCUUUAGCCCCAGUGUGAAUCAUGGAGAGCUGCUGAAUGCAGCUAUUGAGGCUCUGAAAGCAACACUCGAUGUGUUUUUUGUCCCACUGAAAGAACUAGCAGAUCUGCCUCAAAAUAAGAGCUCUCAAGAAAGUAUUGUUUGUGAAUUGAGGUGUAAGUCAGUGUAUUUGGGCACUGGCUGUGGAAAAAGCAAAGAAAAUGCAAAAGCAGUUGCAUCGAGAGAAGCACUGAAGUUAUUUCUCAAGAAGAAGGUGGUGGUAAAGAUUUGUAAACGGAAGUACAGAGGCAGUGAGAUAGAAGAUCUGGUACUCCUCGAUGAAGAAUCCAGACCCGUCAACUUACCUCCAGCACUGAAACAUCCUCAAGAAUUACUGUAAUUUCUCCACGUUAUCACUGCAUCCAGUAUCUGGUAUUUGAAGAGAAAAACUGGCUUUUAUAUAAAACACUGGCUUUCACAGAUUUUAUAUUGCUUUUUUCCAGUUUUGCAGAAAAUUUAAAUUGUAGUUCUCUUCAUUAAAGUAGAGCUGUAAAUAAUUUAUGAAUGACAGUGCAUAUUAAAAGGUAUACAUUGACAGCAUACCAGUGUGCUGUUUUAUUUGCUGAGGAAAAUACUGUCUUCUAUUUUUAAUGAUAUAUUAGGUACGAUGUGUAGUUCUGUAGAAUCUUAAAAAUUUUUGUACUACUACCAGUUUGGUAGAAAUGUAUUAAGUUGUCCACCAUGCUUUUUUUUUUUUCUUCUAACUUGAUUAAAUCCCAUAAAGGAAAGGGGACCACAGUAUUUGAAUGUGUGAAAAUGUACAACUUAAGGUUUUAAGGAUGUUGCUCAUAGUAUUGAACAUCACUUAAAGAAUAAGAAUAGUUGCCUCAAACUAUUUUCAUGAGAAGCUGUAAACUUUUUUUUUUUUUAGAUGUAAAGCAGUAUAAAGUACUUAUUGUUAUUUUAUUCUGAAGUUGUUUAAAAUUCACCAUGAUUUGACUGCCGCAGAUUCUUAAGCAGGUUAAUUUAUGUUUUGAGGUAAAAUGCAAUUUACACUUUCUUAAAACAUAAUGUUGGUUUCUAUAUUAAGCAUAUUUUGUGACUACUAUGAAUAAACUAAUUGUUUAGAUAUUAAAUGCUUUGAGCUAUUUUACCUUUUCAAGAAGUUGUGUUUUUUUUCUCCCACCCUGAAGUCAUAACUAAGUCUUGUAAGUUGGCUCCUCACUACUAUUCAUAGUAAACUACAACCAUGUAGUUUUCAUAGUAUAAUACACAUAUUUUUAUAAAUAGGGAAGUUAAAAGUUUAUAUCUAGAACCAGGUGGUUUUUGUAUUUUCAGAUUUCAGAAGAAUGUGGAGAAGACUAGAGAGCCAUGGUCAGUUCUUUAAUGAUUGUGUAUUCAUGUUAGUAAUGAAGUAGAAUCUUGUUUCUGUGUCUUAGGUGAUUCUAUUAAAGUCUGGUCCAAGGUGUAUGACUUCUGGCCUUCUGGCUUUCUAGGAGCUGCACACUGAACAGUAACAGAGAUAGUAUAUGGAAAAAAGACCUCAUACUCACUAGUUGUAUUGGUAUUGGAAGGUUGAACAUAAGCACAAUUUCAGUGUGUAAAAAUUAUUUUGUAGUUUAGGAAUAAUAAAGAUGCUUAGUUUCCUGAGCUUGAACUGAAAUAAUCAGGGAUGUUUGUAUUUUGCUAGAUAACAUUUUUAAAUUAUUUGUUUUUUGAGAAUGGCUUAUUGGAUACCAGAGCAAAAUCUAUAUUCUGUAAAUGGGCUGCCUUUAUAUAUUGUGGAAAGCAAUAACAUAAAUAGAUUGUAAAAUACACCUUCAAGUUCCUUCUGUUGUAUAUUUUGUAAACUAAUGCUUACCAGAAAAGUAAGCAAAAAAAUUCGAUUAAAUACAUUUCUGAAAUACA